AGCUUUCGGCCGCGAGAGCUUAGUGUUUGUCGUUUGUGUUCGUUCUCUUAUCUCUACUUCUAUUUGCCCUCGAUAAAGUAUCUUUGUGCUUGGCGAGUCGGCGUUGGCUCGAUUGCUCGGCAUUCAUGGAUUCUAGAUUCACUUCUUAUUAGAGAUAUAGUUUGUACUUUUCUCAAAUUUUGGAUUUCCAACAUGAAAUUUCUGGAAUUUACUCCAUUGGACAGUAUAAAUUUCUUCCUGGAUGAUUUGAAUCUGGGAGAAAGUACCAUUAAAGGAAGUCUUGAAGCGUAUUCUUGUAAGCACACAUCAAUGGACCGAAAGCUUUCCUUUAGUUUGGAGCAUGAGAUUCUCGGUUACCUUAGCCAAUCUGCAGACAGUGACCCUUCCUCGCCUUUGGAAUACCUUUCCAGUCGAUCAAGCCGCAGAACAUUGAUUUACCUGGUUCUUACUCUGGGUCAUAUGUAUCCAGACUAUGACUUCAGUGCAGUGCAGGCACAUUUGUUUUUCAGAGAGGAAGAAUGGGACAGCUUCAGGCAGAUUUUUGACACCUACUUGUUUGAGGCUGCUAAGGAAUGGUCCCUACUUAAUGACGGUUCCCUUCUGGAGAGCAUGGCAAAGGCCAUUGAUGAGGUUAUAAAGCUGGAUGAAUGUGAAGUUUACAGCUACAAUCCAGAUUUUGAAGGGGACCCUUCCAUUGAGAAGGGAGCAAUUUGGUCCUUCAAUUUCUUUUUCUACAACAGAAAACUCAAGCGCAUUGUGAGCUUCCGCUGUUGUUGUUUAAGCAACUUGGCUAUUGAUGGUCUACCUGAUGAGGAGAUACUGGAAGAAGGGGAGGAUGACGGCUUGUUCAUCAACAUGGACAUGUAGCCAAGGUGAAUGGCUGCUCUGUGAAUAUUAUGAUGAAAUCUCCUAUUGUACAUAACUAGUAGUGAAUGCCUGACUUCUAGACAAUCUAUUAGCUAUAUUUGUAUAGUAGGGCUUGGAUAAGUUGGAUCAGCUCUGUUAUUUGUAUCCACUUUCCACCAGCUGAUGUAUCUAAGUAAAAGAAUCAUCUUCCGCGUAAUCGUUGUGAUAUAAUAAAAGCUAC
Messenger RNA from Phalaenopsis equestris, 1087 nucleotides. Its product is annotated as repressor of RNA polymerase III transcription MAF1 homolog. The record is from RefSeq and is a predicted model, not a curated record. The transcript is spliced from 11 exons. Lineage: Eukaryota; Viridiplantae; Streptophyta; Magnoliopsida; Asparagales; Orchidaceae. Gene Ontology annotation, biological process: negative regulation of transcription by RNA polymerase III. Gene Ontology annotation, molecular function: RNA polymerase III core binding. Gene Ontology annotation, cellular component: nucleus. The coding region runs from base 193 to 867 and encodes 224 amino acids.